ACGUCAUUACUGCGACAGAGUCAACUACGCUCUCGAAGAAGACGUUGUACGCUCGCUAGAAUGGAUCAGCUUUGCAAACUUUUUGUUGGUGGAUUAAAUGUUCAAACUACUAGCGAAGGACUCCGUGCUCAUUUCGAGCAGUACGGGCACCUAAACGACUGCGUUGUUGUUCAAAACGACCAGCUUCAGCGAUCACGCUGUUUUGGCUUUGUAACCUAUUCAAGUGUUGAAGAGGCUGAUGCAGCAAUGGCAGCUAGGCCACACAUUGUUGAUGGUAAAAGCGUGGACUUGAAAAGGGCAGUGGCUCGUGAAGAUGCAGGCAAACCUGAAGCUCUUGCCAAAGUAAAGAAAAUAUUUGUUGGGGGCCUGAAAGAAGACAUCGAAGAAAAGGACCUAAAUGAAUACUUUUCUCAGUUUGGUGUCAUCGAGAAAGCAGAAGUCAUCACGGAUAAAGAUACUGGCAAGAAGCGUGGCUUCGGUUUUGUACACUUCGAGGACAAUGACUCUGCGGAUAAAGCAGUUGUGCUUAAGUUUCACACGAUAAACGGGCACAAAGUAGAAGUGAAGAAGGCACUCACUAAACAAGAAAUACAGGCUGCUGGUGGAGCCCGGGUCAGCAGGGGCAGAAGAGGCGGUGGAAUGGGAAGAAAUCAAAAUGGUUUCGGUGGCGGAAGAGGUGGUUACAACAGCUAUGCUGGUGGCUAUGAUGGAGGUUAUGGCGGCGGAUAUAGCGGCAACUACGGAGUGGGUUAUGAAGGCGCAUACAGUGACCAGAUGGGAAGCUAUGGUGGUGGCGGCAAUGGCUACGGUGACUUUGGUAAUGGCUACAGUCAACAGUCGUCUGGUUACGGGCCUAUUAAAGGCGGAAACACUUAUCGGAGCAUGGCCCCUUAUCCUCGUGGUGGUGCCUCUGGCUAUGGUAGGGGUGGAUAUUGAGGCCCAUGUUAAAAGCAGUUGGAUGAGUGAAAGUCGUCAGACUAUCCACAUAUUUCUUCAAAGCCUUAUGGAACACAUCGCGCCAUUUGGUUGCUACUCAAUGCUACAAAAAUGGCGGAUAUUAACCCCACUAUCGGGUAGGCACAUGGCUUCCAAGCAACCUGACUUUUGUUGGACGACACGUUCCAGUCUACUUGGAAUCGGCGCAUCAGAUAACAUUCAUCAGGACAUCUUGGCUAUCUUAUACAGUGAUUUAGCUUUCUGCUCUUCAUUUUUCCUGAAAACCUGUGUUGGCAGUCAGUGUUUUAGAUUUCCUGUUGGCUAGCUCAACAGAUGUAAGUUGUUUAAGGUCCCCCCCCCCUUUCCUGAAACGCCGCACUAUCAUGUACUUCACCAUUAUAUUGAAACUUUGUCUCUUCUUUGCGGUCAUCUGUAAGACCACCAUUGCGUUAAUUCGAAUGAACAUACUUUUUCAUAAAGGCGGUAUCACUUUGUAGAAUAACGUCUUUUAUUUACACUAUAGUCGCGUAGUUUAGGUAUAUUCUCCUAUAUGGAAUAAAGUCUGACGUAUUUUCUCUUUUUGUCUGUAAAACUUUUAAGCAUUGAAGCAAAUGUGUUGUUUGUGGUCCCCCCCUUUUUUUUUUUUAAUAAAAAAAAAAUUAGUUAAA
Molecule: messenger RNA, 1604 nt
Organism: Neoarius graeffei (lesser salmon catfish)
Lineage: Eukaryota; Metazoa; Chordata; Actinopteri; Siluriformes; Ariidae
Product: heterogeneous nuclear ribonucleoprotein A0-like
Exons: 1
Coding region: 61-936 (291 amino acids)
Molecular function (GO): RNA binding
Source: RefSeq, a predicted model, not a curated record